Medicago truncatula (barrel medic) is the source of this 1371-nucleotide messenger RNA. Its product is annotated as B3 domain-containing transcription factor VRN1. Lineage: Eukaryota; Viridiplantae; Streptophyta; Magnoliopsida; Fabales; Fabaceae. The transcript is spliced from 7 exons. Gene Ontology annotation, molecular function: DNA binding. The record is from RefSeq and is a predicted model, not a curated record. The coding region runs from base 1 to 1371 and encodes 456 amino acids.
AUGCCUCCCAUGCACAGGAAAGGUGAUCGAUCGAAAAUUCCAGAUGCUUUCACUAAGAAAUAUAGUGGUGAUUUGUCAAACCCAAUGUUUCUCAAGACUCCAGAUGACAAAAAAUGGGAAGUACAUUUGACUAAAAAGGAUGGUGAUAUUUGGAUUCACAAGGGAUGGAAUGAAUUUGCUACACAUUAUUCUAUAGAUCAUGGACACAUGCUGAUGUUUCAAUAUGAAAAAACAUCUCAUUUUAAGAUUUACAUAUUUAACAAGAGUACUUUGGAAAUUGAAUAUCACGUUGAUGGAAAUAAUCAACAUGAGCAGAACAACCUCGUUGAAAAUUUGGAUGAAAAACCUACAUGCAAGAAGACUAGACCAAAAUCACAAAUUUCAAGUCUUCAACCACAUAAGAAAUCGAGAAUUGGCGCAAGCAAAGACGUUGGAACAAGCUCCAAAUUGAAAAAAAAUCCUAAACUUGUCCAAGUUAAAGAGGAGAGUGAAGAUACCACUGAAUGCCUUAAUGUGAAUGAUCAAGAGCCGAAGAAUUCAACUUCAAAAAUUGCUGAAGCUUUAAACAAAGCAAAAAAUUACAAAACUAACAAUCCCUUUUUCACUGUUGUCAUGACAUAUUCCUAUGCUAAUAAAUACAUGUAUAUCCCAGUAGAUUUUGAACAAAAGUAUAUGAAGGAAAAACAAAGCGUUAUCGUCCUUCAAGUCUUGGAUAAUGGGAGAACUUGGAAUGUUAAGCAUUGGGGGAGACAUGUUAGUACUGGAUGGAAGAAAUUUGCAUUUGAUAAUAAUUUGAAAGUGGGAGAUGUUUGUCUUUUUGAGAUGAUCAAAAGCAAUGCUUAUGCCUUUAAAGUACUAAUUUUUCGACUAGGCGAAGAACAUUCCCUUCCACCACAAGUUCAUGGAGAUGGAGUUAAUUGGGUUGAAACAGCAAGAAUCCCUGGAGUUGAAUGUAAAACUAUGUCAUAUAAAGGAAAGAAGGCAACUCAAAAUUCACUCCAUGCUAGUUCAUGCUCUUUCAAAAGUUCUGAAGUUAAGAAAGAAUCAGAUCAAUUCGCAUCCACUCUGAAAAAUCCACAUUUCACUAUCAAAGUGAUAUCAAGUCAUGCGGAUGUUUACAAACCGCGUAUACACAACUCGUUCUCCGAGAAGUACUUGUGUCACAAGAAGAUUGUAACGUUACAGUUUAAUAAAAACCUGUGGCAUGUAAGAUUGGCGAGCUGUCCAUCCGAACCGUCAACCAAGUUGAGUACAGGUUGGAGUAAGUUUGUAGAGGAAAAUAAAUUGGAGGCUGGAGAUGUAUGUGUUUUUGAGCUCGUCAAUAAGGAAGAUCUUGUGUUUGAUGCUCAUAUUUUCAGAGGCUGCAAUUAG